Molecule: messenger RNA, 1781 nt
Organism: Anopheles darlingi
Lineage: Eukaryota; Metazoa; Arthropoda; Insecta; Diptera; Culicidae
Exons: 3
Coding region: 105-1757 (550 amino acids)
Biological process (GO): SCF-dependent proteasomal ubiquitin-dependent protein catabolic process
Cellular component (GO): SCF ubiquitin ligase complex
Molecular function (GO): protein binding
Source: RefSeq, a predicted model, not a curated record
UUAUAGUGUUCCGUGAAGGUAUUGAUCAAAUACUGGACCAAGGAGGGCUGCGAUUAGACGCAGUGAGCUGAACGGAAAUCGUUGCAGAACUCACCAGCACUGCGAUGGAACUAACGGAUCUUCCGAACGAGCUUUUGGGUAAAAUCUUUUCCCAGCUACCGGUGGAUGAGCUAGUAACGGUUUCGUUGGUCUGUACGGCCUGGAGUGACAUAAUCCGUAGCUUCAUCCUACCGAAGCAUGCCGUCCUGCACUUACGUCCUGUGCAUCCCGUCACCCAUCAGCUGGUCCCAAUGGAAGCGCUUCUCAAGGAGCAGAGCACCAAACCGUACCCAAAGUGUCACGUGAAGCUUACCAUUCCCAACGGAGAUCUCCCGCAAACGACGGAGUUUCAGGAGUAUUUCCGUCGCCAUGGUAAUAGCUUGAAGUCUCUAACGCUUCAGUUACCCGAGCUGAGCGAGGAUGUGCUGCAGGUAUUUCCGACGCUUUGCAACUUGGAGAAGCUGUGCGUGACGAGCGAAUCGGAAUCGGCUUAUGGUGCCAUUCCGGGAAAUAUGGCCACUGGACUAGGCUCGCUCAAGUGUCUCAGACAUUUGAAGCUCCAUCUGCCGACACAUUCUAUCUUGCGCAGUCUUUCGAUGCUACAAGCUGCACCGCUGGUAUCACUGACGUUCGAACGGUUCGAGAUGGAACUGCAUCAUCUACGGGUACUACUGAAUGACCAUCAAGGUACAUUGCGUGAACUGACGGUGCGUGUAGAGGAGAUGAAACCGCUGCUGAUGCUGCUUAACUCCUACGAGAAACUGAGGCUCAUCCGUCUAAACCUCAAAUCGGGUGGCAAUGAGGAUGAUUUCUCUGAUGCAUUGAUUCAACUGUACGAAAGACAAUCGGCGCAUCUCCGUUCGUUGACGAUUGGCUCGGAACUAUCGCUUCGUGCCGUCGAUGCCUUACCAAAAAAACUACCGGAUCUACAGGAACUGGACAUCAUUGCCGAGAGCAUUAACAAUUGCCGAGCGUUCGGCGAGAUGCGGCAUCUACGCCGGCUCACGAUGUGCCUGUACGAUGUGCGUGCUUGGGAUGAGACGGUGGCCAUCGAAAGCGUCAGUGAUCUCUCGCUGGCCGUCACAUUUCCGCUCAUUUCUCCCGCCAUCUUUUGUUCCUUUCCCAAUCUGCACCGGUUGUAUCUGGAGGACGUGGACGACGAAACGCUCAUGCGGGACAUUGUCGUCGUGCGCACGCUGAUGGAGAAGAUGGGCAACGUUCGGGUAUUGGAUUUGGAAAACUUUGUGUUCCGCGAGCGUGAAAUACUGAACGACGGUGUACAGCGGUUCGAAGAGAUGGAGAACCUCGAAUGUUUGAAGUACAGCUGCCGAGAUAUGUCGGAUGCUUCGCUACUGACCUUCACGCUGCCGAAUUUGCGCGAACUGUGUCUUACUCACUGUCCAAAUGUGACAUUCAAAGGAGUGUCCUUCCUGGUUCGUAACUGUCCAUUGCUGGAGCGGUUGCAUCUGGAGUCGAACAAGCAGGAACUGAAGGAUGAUUCCAUUGGACUCAUCACUCGGAAUCUGGCCCGUUUGCGAGGACUGGUGCUGGUGAAUCUACGAGCGUUGACCAAUGCAUCCAUCGAUGCGAUAGUUGAGAAUUGCUUCUAUCUACAGGACUUGACUGUAACGCAUUGCGUUGGGAUUACACUGGAGAAGGGGGAAGCGAUUGCGAAGCUUGCAGUUGUUAGCUCUUUAAAAAAUCUCGUCUAUUCCUAAAUGUAAUCUUACAGCAGAUACUGG